Messenger RNA from Pediculus humanus corporis (human body louse), 3726 nucleotides. Its product is annotated as toll, putative. The transcript has 2 exons. Gene Ontology annotation, molecular function: protein binding. The record is from RefSeq and is a predicted model, not a curated record. Lineage: Eukaryota; Metazoa; Arthropoda; Insecta; Psocodea; Pediculidae. Gene Ontology annotation, cellular component: extracellular matrix. Gene Ontology annotation, biological process: signal transduction. Bases 1 to 3726 code for a protein of 1241 amino acids.
AUGAACAUCGUGACGUUUACCAUCUUUUUCGGGGCGACUUUUAGCGUUUUAUCCGCGUCCCUUAGCAAAGCAUUGAGAUAUCAGGCACCCGACGAGUGCAAAUGGCUAUCCGCGAAUUCCGACGGGGAAAACACGGCGGCCGUAGACGACGAAGACGUGGCAUUAGUUUGCCGUUUGGGAACGAUAAAUAGCGAAGUUGAAAAUACGAAUUUCAGCGUGAUUCAACCCCAGCACACGGUUCGCUUACGUUUGGAGUGUAACAACACGUUAUUUUUUCAAAGUUCCUUAAAUUCGGGUAGUUUUAGAUCUCUCGUCGAACUUAAAGAACUUUCGAUAGAAUAUUGCAAAAUAGGAAAUUUAACGGCGGGUGCUUUUAAGGGUCUCAAAGAAUUAAGAAAUUUAACUUUGAGAACUCACAACACGGAUUGGUCGGCAAUGACUCUCCACAUACAACCGGAUGCAUUCGAAGAGAAUUUAGACUUACUCCAAAGAUUAGAUUUAGGAGAAAAUAAUAUAUGGACGCUUGCGGACGGCGUUUUUUGUCCAUUGCACAAAUUAGAAUAUUUAAAUUUAACGAGAAAUCGUUUGAGAAACGUUACGGCUUUAAGAUUCGGCGGAAGCGGACAAGAGCAAAACACCAAUAAAUGCGGUAGCAAUUUAGUCAUAUUGGAUUUGUCGAAUAACAGCAUCGACGUCGUGCCACCGGAAGCAUUAUCUGGACUAUUAAAAUUAAAAAAACUUUACCUUAACGGAAAUGGUAUGUCUUUGCUCGCGGAUCGAGCUCUCGAAGGUUUAAUAUCAUUAACCGUAUUAAGUUUAAAUAAUAAUAAAUUAGUUAAUUUACCCCCGGAAUUAUUUUCCGAUAAAAAAGAUUUGAAAGAAUUGUACCUACAAAAUAAUUCCAUAAACGUAUUGGCUCCGGGUCUCUUCAACGACCUCACACAACUCAUAGUUUUGGAUUUGUCGAGAAAUGAAUUGACAUCGGAAUGGGUGAACUCUGCUACGUUCACCGGUAUGCUUCACCUCGUCGUUUUGGACGUGUCCUACAAUAGGAUAUCCAAAUUGGAACCCUCACUUUUUCGCGAUCUUUAUCGCCUUCAAAUACUCAAAUUGGAGGGAAACGUUAUCGAAAGCAUUCCGGAAAAUACAUUUUCCUCAUUGUACAAUUUACACACUUUAAUCCUUUCCAACAAUCGUUUAUCUGUGAUCGAAAGUUAUACCUUUAGCGGCCUUUACGUACUUAGCCUUCUUUCUUUAGACAAUAACGACAUAGAAUCAAUAGAUCCUCAAGCUUUGAAAAAUUCUUCCAGUUUGCAAGACCUUCAUUUAAACGGUAAUAAAUUAUUAGAAGUUCCUCUCGUCCUUUCCGACGUUCCCCUACUAAAAACUUUAGAUUUGGGUGAAAAUCACAUAACGAACAUUGCCAAUUCCACGUUCGGACAAAUGCAACACAUGUACGGAUUAAGAUUGACCGAAAAUAAUAUAGGUAACAUAAGCAAGGGAAUUUUCGACAAAAUGUCUUCCCUAAAAAUUCUCAAUUUGUCCAGGAAUAAAAUACAAAAAGUCGAACCUGGAGCGUUCGAUAAUAAUGUUAAACUUCAAGCUAUAAGACUCGAUGGAAAUUAUUUAUCCGAUAUCGGGGGCCUUUUUGCUAAGUUACCAAAUUUAAUAUGGUUAAACAUAUCGGAUAACAGGUUGGAAUGGUUCGAUUAUGCUUUGAUACCGACAGGAUUACAGUGGCUGGAUAUUCACGCGAAUCGUAUAACCGAAUUGGGAAAUUAUUUCGAAAUAGAAAGUCAUCUACGUUUGAGCACGUUCGAUGCGAGUGCGAAUAAAUUAACGGAAAUAACCGGAAGUGCAAUUCCCGACAGCGUCGAACUUCUUUUCUUAAACGAUAAUCUCAUAUCGAAAGUUCAAUCGUAUACAUUUUUCAAAAAGCCAAAUUUAACGAGAGUGGAUUUAUACGGUAAUAAAAUAACGAGUUUGAAUCCGAAUUCUUUGAGAAUAUCCGCCGUACCGGCGGAUAAACUUUUACCAGAAUUUUACAUCGGCGGAAAUCCGUACGAAUGCGAUUGCACUAUGGAAUGGUUGCAAAAAUCAAAUCAAGAAAAUCGCGCGAGAAAUCAACCGAAAUUAAUGGAUCUCGAAAGCAUUUAUUGUAAAUUGAUGUACAACAGAGGAAGAUCCUACAUUCCGCUUGUGGAAGUCGAAUCCAGCAGAUUUUUAUGCCAAUACGAAUUUCAUUGUUUCGCUUUGUGCCACUGUUGCGAUUUCGACGCGUGCGAUUGCAAAAUGACAUGUCCGAACAAUUGCACGUGCUAUCACGAUCAAUCGUGGUCGGCGAACGUUGUCGACUGCACUGCGAAAGGCUACGUGAACGCACUGCCGGAACGCAUUCCCAUGGAUGCGACGCAGUUGUAUUUGGACGGUAACGAUUUGCAAGCCAUCGGUAGCCAUGCUUUCAUCGGUCGUAAAAAAUUAAAAAUACUCUACAUGAAUUCUUCAAACAUCGAAAUAAUUCACAAUCGAACUUUUAACGGUUUAAAAGAAUUAGAACUCCUUCGUUUGGAUAAUAACAAUUUGCAAGAACUAAACGGUCAAGAAUUCGAAGGACUCGAAAACCUUCGUCAGUUAUAUUUGCAAAACAACAAAAUCGUUAGCAUAAACAACGACACGUUUCUCCCAUUACGCCAUCUUGAAAUUUUACGAUUAGACAAUAAUAAAAUAAAAUAUUUUGCCGUGUGGCAUUUGUCUCCGUCGCUGACAUCCGUGAGUCUUUCAAAUAAUCAUUGGUCGUGCGAAUGCGAAUACACGGAUCGUUUUAGAGAAUGGAUAGAAACGUCUAGGAAAACAAUAACGGAUUUAUCAUCGAUAAAGUGCAUGAAACCGACGAAUCGAACGGACGUUUUCGAAAUUGGUUUCUUCAUCGUGAACGAUAACUCGACGUCGUGCGAAAUCGAACCCAUUAUCGAAAACACGAUCAACAUGACGGAUCACAUACAAGAUUAUUUACCACUGUUGGUCGCGACCAUGACCGCGUUCCUAACGAUAAUCGUUGUGAUUCUAGUGAUAUUCUUAUACAGACAAGAAAUGAGAGUGUGGUUUUACAGCCGGUUCGGAGUUAGACUUUUUUAUAAAAGCACCGAAUUGGAUAGAGAUGAUAGAGAUAAACUAUUUGACGCGUUCGUGAGUUACAGUUCGAAAGACGAAGCGUGGGUCGCCGAAGAACUUGCUCCCAUGCUCGAACACGGUGAUCCGAGUUAUAAACUUUGUCUCCACUACAGAGAUUUUCCGGUGAACGCAUUCAUAGCGGAUACCAUAGUUCAAGCCGUCGAAAGUUCUAGACGCACUAUAAUGGUACUAUCGGAAAAUUUCAUCAAAUCCGAGUGGUGCAGAUUCGAAUUCAAAUCCGCUCACCAUCAAGUUUUAAGAGACAGGAGAAAAAGGCUGAUUGUCGUAUUGCUCGGAGAAGUCCCGCAAAAAGACUUGGAUCCGGACAUAAGACUUUAUUUAAAAACAAACACGUACCUACAAUGGGGUGAUAAAUUAUUUUGGGAAAAGUUAAGGUUCGCUCUUCCGGACGUGCCAAAUAAUCAAAGAACGAGGAGCAGCAUGAGAAAUUCAAAUCUCAACCAUCAUCACAUGAUGCAUCACAUACACAGGCAUAACAACCACAAUAAUAUUCCACCCGUAAACACGGCACGUUCCGUUGCCAUACACAUAUGA